AUGAAACUGAAACAAAAGGAAACAAAAUACGCUUUCCCGGCAUCUCUCGACGGUCUUCACAAAUCCGCAACUAAACUGUUCUUCAAGCCGCAACCGGAAAGUCUUAUAGAUGGCCAGGUGAUAACCAUUGAUCACUUUUUCUCAGAUGAAUUCUGUUCUGAACUAAUCACAAGCUUUCAAAGAAACAUCAAGUUGGAAACAACUCCACUUAUUAAGAGUCGCGAGUAUAGUCCUCGAGUAAAUGACCGCGUAUCAUUGGUCGACUACUCAGCAGCUGAUUCGCUUUGGCAAUACUUCAGGUAUGUUCUUCUGAACCCAUUAGGCAUAGACGAUGAGGAUCUAGAAAGAAUUACGGACGAAUUCGCAAGUGCAAGAAGUCUCAACCCUCAAUUGCGUGUUUAUCGAUAUACUGCGGGCCAUUUCUUUGGCAAACACUACGAUGAAUCGGUGAUUUGUCCUAUCGCAAGCGAUCCCUCUAAGAAAGGCCACACAAAAUGGACGCUUCUCAUCUAUUUAAGUGGAGGUGACGACUUGGCGGGAGGGGCUACGAUCUUCUAUCCAGAGGGCCGCGGUGUUCCUCCUUUAAAGGUUAAUCCCCGUAGAGGCACAGCAUUGUUACAUAAGCAUGGAGACGAUUGCUUGAAGCACGAGGGCGAAUUGGUGAAGGGCGGAGAAAAGUGGAUUCUACGUUCCGAUGUCACUUUCUAG
Australozyma saopauloensis is the source of this 708-nucleotide messenger RNA. RefSeq lists its product as uncharacterized. NCBI's taxonomy places the organism in Eukaryota, Fungi, Ascomycota, Pichiomycetes, Serinales, Metschnikowiaceae. The record is from RefSeq and is a predicted model, not a curated record. The transcript has a single exon. Bases 1 to 708 code for a protein of 235 amino acids. Gene Ontology annotation, cellular component: endoplasmic reticulum. Gene Ontology annotation, biological process: peptidyl-proline hydroxylation to 4-hydroxy-L-proline. Gene Ontology annotation, molecular function: L-ascorbic acid binding; procollagen-proline 4-dioxygenase activity; iron ion binding.